Messenger RNA from Cryptococcus wingfieldii CBS 7118, 1386 nucleotides. Its product is annotated as isovaleryl-CoA dehydrogenase. Gene Ontology annotation, molecular function: flavin adenine dinucleotide binding; 3-methylbutanoyl-CoA dehydrogenase activity. Bases 1 to 1386 code for a protein of 461 amino acids. The record is from RefSeq and is a predicted model, not a curated record. The transcript is spliced from 12 exons. Lineage: Eukaryota; Fungi; Basidiomycota; Tremellomycetes; Tremellales; Cryptococcaceae. Gene Ontology annotation, biological process: L-leucine catabolic process.
AUGAAGCUCAUCCCACGGUCCACCAGCAUCAUCGUCGUCCGCCCUUCCAGCCUCGUAAGAUCCCGCACUCCCUUCUCGGCAGUCCGAAGCUGCCCUUCUCAGGUAUCUGGCUGCAGAGCUUUCUCGUCUUACAAUCCUGCAAUCGCUGGGCUUACGGCGAAUCAAGAAGAGUUUCGCGAUGCAGUGCAUACUUUUGCUCAGAAAGAGAUUGCCCCGAGGGCAGCGAAGAUUGACAAGACCAACAAGCUUCCUUCUGACAUCUUCCCGAAGCUAGGCGAGAUGGGUCUGUUGGGAGUGACGGUGCCCGAAAAGUGGGGUGGAUUGGGACUCGGGUAUCUGGAGCAUACUAUUGCUAUGGAAGAAAUUAGCCGAGCAUCACCAAGUAUCGGGCUCAGCUACGGCGCACAUUCCAACCUCAUGGUUAACCAGCUCGUCCGCUGGGGCAAUGAAGAGCAGCUCUCCAAAUACCUCCCUCCCCUCCUCACCGGUGAACACGUCGGCUCUCUCGCAAUGUCCGAACCCAACGCCGGUUCAGAUGUCGUCUCUAUGCGGAGCAACGCUGUCAAAGGUAAGGAAGGCGAAGGGUGGGUGUUGAAUGGCAGCAAAUGCUGGAUCACAAAUGCCACCGUCGCGUCUACGUUUUUGAUUUACGCCAAAUCGGAUACGAGUGUGGCGCCUUCAAAGGGAAUGACAGCCUUCUUGGUAGAGAGAGGUUGGAAGGGAUUCGAUGUUGGAAAAGGGCUGGACAAGUUUGGCAUGAGAGGAUCUCCAACAGCAGAACUAUUCUUUGACAACGUCAAUAUCCCCACCAGCAAUGUCUUGGGGAGGGAAGGAAAGGGUGCUGGUGUGUUGAUGUCGGGCCUUGACCUGGAGCGAUUGGUACUGAGUGGCGGUCCACUAGGGAUCAUGCAGUCAGCCUUGAACUUGGCGCUGGAGUACACUCACCAGAGAAGACAAUUUGGAAAACAGAUCGGCACUUUUCAGUUGAUGCAGGGGAAAAUUGCAGGCAAGUUUUACAUGUAUACCAAAAUGAGCGCCUGUCGAGCGUAUGUCUAUGCCGUCGCGAGAGCAUGCGAUGCUGGUAAGGUUUCACGACAGGAUUGCGCCGGGGCCAUCUUGUACAGUUCCGAUAAAGCAGUGGAGGUCGCUAUGGAAGCUCAACAGUGUUUGGGUGGAAAUGGGUACAUCAACGGUGAGGCCUCCACUUUUGCACCUUCCGAAUUGCAUCGCGCGCUCUUUCACCGGCUGACACAAUUGCCCGCAGACUAUGCAGCCGGCAGGCUUUUACGCGAUUCAAGACUGUAUACGGUCGGUGCGGGGACACAGGAGAUUCGGAGGAUGUUGAUUGGGAGAGAGUUCAAUGUGGUAUUUGGCAACGGCGAAUAG